Sebastes umbrosus (honeycomb rockfish) is the source of this 2895-nucleotide messenger RNA. Its product is annotated as ubiquitin carboxyl-terminal hydrolase 47-like. Gene Ontology annotation, biological process: endosome organization; Ras protein signal transduction; protein K48-linked deubiquitination. Lineage: Eukaryota; Metazoa; Chordata; Actinopteri; Perciformes; Sebastidae. The transcript has 14 exons. Gene Ontology annotation, cellular component: cytosol; midbody; nucleus. Gene Ontology annotation, molecular function: cysteine-type endopeptidase activity; cysteine-type deubiquitinase activity. The record is from RefSeq and is a predicted model, not a curated record. The coding region runs from base 206 to 2467 and encodes 753 amino acids.
UGCAGCAUUCCUGCAGGUUUGUGUGAGAAGUGAAAGAGAAAGUACACUGAGGGUUGUACUUUACAGGAGAUGAAGAUGCUGUGCGUCGACAAUAAACACAGAGAAGUUGUCCAACAAGCUGCGGGAAUGUCUUGAAAGUGUGAAUCUUACAACUGAAGCUGACAGUGUUGCAGUGGACUGAUAGAUUUGUCAAAAAGGAAUCAAAAUGGAUUUCAUUGAAAAUGGUCUACGGUAUCUCUACAACAUGUUGUUCUCUCCAGCAGCCAGUAAGUACUAUGGCUUGUUAAACCAAGGAGCAACAUGCUACCUGAACAGUGUGCUGCAGGUGCUGUUCAUGACCGAAGACUUCAGAGAGGCUGUGAAAAGGCACACCUGUGAAACCUGUGGCCCUAAGUGUAUUGAUCGACAUCUUGCGUCCUUGUUUGAUGACUUAAAAGGAUGUACGGCAUACACCUAUAAAAUCACCAACCACCUGGGCAUCGACAAUGUGUAUGAACAGCGUGAUGCUGCUGAGUACUUUGAGAAGAUUUUAGGUCUGACCAGUCCUGAGGCAUCACAGAUCUUCCACGGAGAGUCGACACACAAGACCAAAUGUUCUGCAUGUUGUGAAGAGACCGAAGCCGGCGGGGCAUUUUGGUAUCUUCCUCUUGCAUUGGUUGAUUCUAACAGUGAAGACUAUAGCGUGGUGAGUGGUAUUAAGGAGUAUUUCAGAACUUCAGAUUUCAGCGGAGAAAACCAGAUGUACUGUGACAAGUGUGAUGCCAAAACUGAUGCAACUAUUAAAUGUGUAAUAAAGCGUCAUCCAGAGGUUUUGAUGCUGCUGCUGAAGAGGUUUGAGUUUGACUACAGUUACAUGAGAUAUGUCAAAAACAACCACACUGUGGAUGUUCCCUGCACCCUACAGAUACCAGAGAAUCAGACGUAUGAACUGUACGCGGUUGUGGACCAUUUUGGAGGUCUUAGAGGUGGACAUUACAAUGCAACAAUCAAACCUGUAACAAUCAAACCUCAGGAGGAGAGAUGGUAUAAGUUCAAUGAUGACAGCGUCACAGUGCUUGAAUACCAGCCAUUCCAGGUGGAUAACAUUAAGAAAUCCGGCAGCGCAUAUCUUCUUUUUUACCGGAAAAAGACAGUGCGUGCUGCAGGUGCUUUUACUCAGGACAAAGAGGUGUCUACUCCUGAAGAAAUCCUGCCAGCUACCGAUGAUGUCCAUGAGAGAGAGAGAGAGAGGGUUGAGUGGCCAGCACAAGUGGGUAAUAACACUGCUGUUUCCAUCCCCAGAAAUGAAAAAACAGGAAUUACAGACUUGGGAUGUGUUGGUGAGCUAUCAUCUGACUUCAAUAAAGAGGAUCAGGACAAUGGAGUUAAUUCCAGUCAGAGCAUACCAUACAAUCAGCAGGGGCGUAAUGAGGAAAGGAAUCACUUGAGUCAUCGUCAAGAUGCUCAUGCAGAAAAACAGCACAAUGACAGUGGAAGACAAAAUGAUGCUAGUCCAGAUGUUAGUCAUGGUUUAAAACUGGAAGUCAGUAACAGGCCUGCAAUACACGGUCAUCUGAGCAAACAAGAUGAGAGCAGCACUGCACAGAGGAGAGUGAUGCAUGGAAAGACAGACAAGGAUGGAAAGACUGGAGAAGAGACAAAAUACCUUGGCAGGAAUACAGAGCAUCAGGACAAUGAAGGAUCAGACAAUAUUAGACAGAACAUGCAUGAUGUGGGUAAACAGGAAGUUGGACAAGAUUAUAGCCUUAAACCUGUUAAUGUGGACAAACAGGGAGCUGGGGGGAGGAUGGAAAGAGAUGAUCAGGAAAGCAGUAGCAGGUAUAAAAGACCUGAGCAACCGAGAGAGGAUAAGGGAGUCAAGGAACAAAAGAGAGGAGAUGAUAAAGAUGCACAAAUGAGAGAAAGAGAGACAAAACGAGGUGUAGAGGAUCAGGACAAGAGAAGAUCAGAUGGUGUUAGACAGAAUAGACCACAGCAGGAAAUCUGUGAUACACAUUCAACACAUAAAGACAGUGUGGAGAAACAAGCUGAAGAGCAGGGAAAUAAAGGAGAUGAGCAUAUUCAAAACAGAACAGACUCUUCUAGAAGAAGAGAGGAAACAUCACAACAGGACACUUUGUCAGAGAAUUUCGCCAAUUUAAAUCUGAGUGAGUCACCUUCGCAAGAGCCACAGAAACGUGGAACCAAAAGAGUCAUUACAAAUGCACAAGAGGAGAAUGCAACAAACAGUACAAUUCAUUCAGAUACAGAAAAAAAGCGAAAAGUCUCUGACACACAAGAGCAGACUGCUGAAAUGAAACACGCAUUGAAAAAGAAUAGCACAAUGCAGAAUACCCAAUUGAAGCAAAACAGAAAGAAAAAAAACAAUCAGAAAAAAACUCCUGGCUGUUUUUCUUUUUUUUGUAAAAGAAAUGCAGUCCAGACUUCAGAGUCGGAUGAAGACGAAAUGCAUACUUUGUUUGUUUAGUCUAUUUAACAUCAUUCAUCUUGGAAAUGUAAAAUGCAUCACUUCCUGUUUGCCACAGAAUUGUUUCUGUGUAAAGAGCAGCAAAUGUAAGAGGUUUAAUGAGAGAGAGGGUUGUUUUAGGUUAAAGUGCUGAUUUAUAUCAUCAGUCUGUAAUAGAAAAUAUAGCAAUGGAAAUUGACUUGAUAUGAAAAAUGUCAAGGCACAUUUACGUUUAGUCGUUUUGAAAUCAUGAUAUUCACAGACCGAAUGAUCGAACAUGUUUUGUCUUUUUUUUUUUGAGACAGUUGAAGAAAUGUAUCAACCUAUUACAUUUUAUUAUGAAAAUGUUCUUGUUAAAUUGUUCAGACAUAUAUAAACAGAUGACACUGAAUGUAACAUCUAAUGUGAUUUAAAACAGAUUGUGUGAGGAAAUAAAAAUUCAAAAGGAA